AUGUCUCUCUUCACAAAUGAUCUCGACGACUUGAAUGAGGACAGUUUAAACUUGGAUAAUACAGAGGAGCGUUGGACGGAACCCUUAAAUCCAGGAACGAAUUCUACACUGAUUUACAAGCCUGCUGUGUCAAAGACUGGACACAAUCGAACCAUAAUCCACUUUGAUAUUGAUUGUUUCUAUGCACAAGUUGAGAUGUUGCGAAAUCCAGGGCUCCAAAAUAAACCUCUAGGCAUACAGCAAAAGAAUAUUGUGGUCACAACAAACUACAUUGCCAGAAAGUGUGGUGUCCCAAAGUCCACUUUUGUUAGUGAUGCCAAGAAAAUAUGUCCGAAUUUGGUACUCGUAUGUGGAGAAGACCUUACUAACUAUCGCCAGAUGUCAUAUACAAUUUCAGAGUUUUUCCAGAAGUACACUCCUUGUGUUGAGCGUCUGGGUUUUGAUGAAAAUUUCAUUGAUGCUAGUGAGCUGGUGCAGAUGAGGCUGCAGAAUGGUACAUAUAAGCAGGAAUUUGUUGGCCAUGUCUACCAUGGAAAUCAAGGUCCUGACAGAUCACAUUGCAGAUGUGGCUGUGAGCUGAGGCUACAGAUUGGUUCUCAGAUUGCUGCUGAAAUCAGGGAGGCCUUACACAAGGAGAUAGGCAUCACAUCAUGUGCUGGGAUUGGCCAUAAUAAACUGCUAGCCAAAGUGAUCGCUGGAACUCAUAAACCCAAUCAGCAGACAACAGUUCUGCCUCACUUAGCUCUGGAUUUGCUGUCUUCUUUUUCGUCUGUACUUUGUAUUCCUGGUAUUGGGUACAGAACAAGCCACAGACUGAAUGCACUGGGUAUCUCAUCAGUUGCAGACUUGCAGGCGGCUGACAGAAGAGUAUUGGUGAGGGAGUUUGGACCACAGAUGGCACAGCUGAUGGAUCAGCUCAGCCAUGGGGUUGAUGACUCUCCAGUUGUAGCAUACAGCCAACCACAGACUUUGAGUGAUGAAGAUGCUUUCAAAUGCUGUAAAGAUAUUGCAGACGUGGAGCAGAGAAUCAAGGAAUUAACAUCAAACCUUUUAAAACGGGUUGCUGAAGAUGGAAGAAUACCUCAGACAGUUCGAUUGACAGUCAGACGAGUCCCAAAUAAAUACCACAGAGAGACCAGACAAUGCCCAGUUCCUAGAAAUAUCUUCACAAAGUUUUUGCACUUGGGUGUGUCCGAGGAGGUAGUUGAACGACUGACGCCAGUCCUAAUGAACUUAUUCAGGAGAUUAGUGGAUCCUUUCAAGCCUUUUCAUUUGACACUGAUUGCUGUUUGUUUUGCCAAGCUGAAGCCAGCUGAUGAGCUAAGAGGAAUUGGUACCUUCUUCACAAAAGCAGAAACACGUUCACCAUGUGCUGAAUCUAAACUGGUUACAGAUAAAGCCACAGACAGUCAAGCUGAAAGUAAACAUAAUUCAAACUCAAAGUUUUCCUCAGCAGAACUUGAGCUUAAAGCAAAAGUUAAAACUAUGAAGCAUUUCUUUUCCUCGCCAAAUACUGAACUUCAUUCAGUCUCUCUACAUAAAUCUAACACAGCUGGUUGGAAGGCAUCACAGCUGUCACAGUCUCACAGAUCCAAUUCUUCCUUGCCAGUUACUGAUGCUUCAAUUGUUACUGAUGUGUCAUUGACAACAGAAGCUUCAUUAGCAGUUACUGAUGUCCCACUGACAAUGGUACCUGCAGCACAAACUGAUAUUUCACUAACACGUAUGCCAUCAGCAACUUUAGUUCCACAGACAACUAUACCUUCAGUAAUUUUGGUUCCACUGACAACUAUGUCCUCAGCAACCUUUGUUCCCCUGACAAAUACGCUGUCAACCUUAGUUCCACUGACAACUAUGUCCUCAGCAACCUUUGUUCCCCUGACAAAUACGCUGUCGACCUUAGUUCCACUGACAACUAUGUCCUCAGCAACCUUUGUUCCCCUGACAAAUACGCUGUCAACCUUAGUUCCACUAACGACUAUGCCACCAGCAACAACCGAUGCUCCACUGACAGCCAUGCCACAAGCAACAUAUGAUGAACUGCUACCAGAAACAGAUCAUCUAUUGACAGAAAGUGAUGCCUGUGAAAGAUCACUUAUCCAAGGCAGCAUAAAACGACAGACUACUACCAGUAAUAUGAAUCUCUCACAGCUUGCACCAAAAGGCAGCAUCCCAGAUUUCCCCAGAACUCAACUUCUAAAAGAUGUAAUGACAAUUCCCCACACAGAAGCAUUACCACCUGACCUCCCUGGUUACAGUUUGGAUAUAAAAGUACAUUCCUUAGAAGAAGACUGUUUACAGAAGCUGUUAUCUGCCGGCAUUGAUGUGGAAACUAUUACAGAACUACCCCUGGACAUACAGAAUGAAGUUCUCUUACAGUACGGCAUAUAUGUAGAGGACCUUCCAGAAGGGAGAAGGUUCAAUUACAUUUCUGACAAGGUCAGAACCAGAUCAGGUAACACACCAAAACUGGCUACUGUCAAGACAAGGUGUGUGCAUAGUAAACAAAGAAGCUCAAAACGGAAUCUAGAAAAGACUUUGUUGGAUGCUGAAGUUGUUGAUAGACUUUCAAAACAAAGGAAAAUUUUCUGCAGAGAUGAUGGGACUGCAAGUAAUGAGUCAUUGUGGAAAGUAUCUUUGACUGAAACUGGUAAAGAUUCAAGGGGCAUGGAGGCUUUAUGUGGAAGAUAUGGAGUUGAAGAAACACUUUUAUCAGAUGUAAUUGAAGACCAGCAGCAUCAUCUAGAGAUGACUUUAGGACAUUCUUUAACAGUAACAGAUGAACAGCCCAGGAGAAGAAAUACACUAAAUACACUUUCUUUAUGUUCAAAUAUUUCUCAGUUGACAGAUAAAGAAUCUGAUUGUGUUAACAUAUUCCAUUUGCCAAGAAAAGAUUCUGAUAAAGAGCUUGAUUGCAAUAGUAUUUCUGAUGUGCCAGGAAACGAUUUUGACGUUAUGAAUGUUUCUCAGUUGUUACUUAAAGAUUGUAUGAAUAUAUCAGGACAAGUUUCCGAUAGCAUGGAUAUUUCCGAACUGUCCGGAAAAACGUCUGAUUGCAAUAGUAUUUCUCAUUUGCCAGGAAACGAACCUGAUGGUGUCAGUAUUUCCCACGUGCCAGAAUAUGACUUUUCUGCGUUGCCACCUCAGCGUACAAACAAGGAAGUACCAAAUAGAAACAUUGACAUUUGUGCUAUGGAAUUAGGCCUGCCACAGAGCAACUCACAACUGACAUCUGACUGCAGGGGUGAGUGUCAGGAACCAGUAAGACACACAUCUCCAGCUGACAUUCUCCCACAGCCCUGCGGUAGCAUAUCUUCACUUUCAAAUGUGAGAAAAGCUCAUUGCAGAAGACUUCCUGACAGCAUCGACUCUGAGGUGUUUUCAUCUUUGCCUAGUAAUAUACGUGGGGAGAUAAUGGCGCAUGUUGUGAUGGGGACAUUAGAUUCGGCCUGUGGUCAGCAUCGCAAGUUUUUGGCUCCAGACCACAAAAGAAAUCUGAAGCAGGCUAGGGAUACCAAAGCAAAGAAUCAAAAUUCCCUUCUGACUUACUUCAAGAGGGACAAUACAGAUGCCAAGUGA
Messenger RNA from Candidula unifasciata, 3579 nucleotides. Lineage: Eukaryota; Metazoa; Mollusca; Gastropoda; Stylommatophora; Geomitridae. The record is from the annotation of a GenBank genome assembly.